AGCUAAAUGAAAAAGAAUGCGGCCGCGCUCAGGUCUUCACAUUUGAAACACUCGCUCGCCGUUCUGCUUGGCCACGUCGCUGCCUACGCGACUUGCAGCUGAGACGUCGAAAAUGGGGCCUGUGCUGGAGCGUCGGCAGAGCUUCGGCACAAAUUCGCCAAAGAGCAUGCGAGCAGUCGUUUGCUUUGUUUUGAUAACGCCGGUACGCGUUGGUCUCGUUGCGCUUUAGUGUUGUGGCGUGGCUCGGUAGCGUUCUUUGCAUUGUUUUCACAAACAAAACGCGAAGAGUGCAUUCAACCGCACAUAAAGACAAACAAAUAAAUACAAUAAACACGCCUAUAAACUAUCGGACAAACAACUUAACUUAGCAAUUGGUUUGCACACACCCGCAUUGCAUUUAAUUACAAACUAAAUAUAAAUAUUAAUUAAAUAUAGUAUUAAAACAAAAGUAUAUAUACAUAUAUAAAGAGCUGUUCGUGUGGUACAACGCCCGCAUUGCCAUAGAACUUUCAGUGCUUGAAUAAUGGUGGACUCCACCAGCGUGCUGCUCGUGUUCGUCACAGUGCUGACAGCUGUGUUCGUUUGGUCGCGUCGUACAUAUGUCUACUGGCAGCGACGACGCGUCAAGUUCGUGCAGCCCGUACAUCUGCUGGGCAACCUGAAAGACGUGCUGUGGCUGCACACAUCGUUUCCUUUGCUGCUGCGCGACUACUACUUCGACGCACAGUUCAAAGAUGAGCCGGUGGUGGGCAUCUACUUGUUCCACCAGCCGGCGUUGCUGAUACGCGAUCUCAAUUUGGUGCGCACCAUUUUGGUGGAGGACUUCGUCAGCUUCUCGAUGCGGUUCUCCAAGUGCGACAAGCAUGUGGACAAGCUGGCGGCGAACAGUUUGUUCUUCGUGCGCAAUCCCGAAUGGCGUGAGAUACGGACGCGGCUUUCGCCGGCAUUCACCAGCGGUAAGAUCAAGCAGAUGUUUGCACUCAUGGAGGAGGUGGGCUGUGAUCUUGAAGCUUAUCUGCAGCGCCUUACCGCCAACGGCAAUCAGCGUCGCAACGCUGUGGUGAAUGUCAAAGAGAUUUGCGAUCUCUACAAUACCGAUCUGAUAGCCAGCAUCGCAUUCGGUUUGCGCUCGUAUAGUUUGCGCAACAAGCAAACGGAGCUCGGCAGUCAUUGUCGCGACGUCUAUACGCUCACGUUCGCGCGCGUCAUCGAUUUGUGUGUCAUCUACUUUCUACCCAAAUUCGUAUCGCUAUUGCGACGCCAUCUCUUGCCACCGGCACACUCGGACUUUUUGCGUCGCACGGUGUUGCAGGUGCUCGAGGAGCGCGAACGCAAUGGCAUACUACGUAAUGAUCUCGUCGAAAUGUUGUUGACGCUGAAAAUGGAGGCGGCGCUCAAUCAGGAUCGCACACAUUUCACACAUCAAGAAGACUAUUUGGUCGCGCAGGCGGCCAUGUUCGAGCUGACCGGCAUCGAAAGCUGUGCCAUGACCAUGACAUUUGCGUUGUACGAGCUCGCGAAGCAGCCGCUAUUGCAAGCGCGGCUGCGCGCCGAGAUACGUCAGACGUUGGGAGAAGCGCUAGAUAUUACGUAUGACAAAGUGCAGGGUAUGCAUUAUCUGGCGAUGAUUGUGGAUGAGACACUGCGCAAGUAUCCGAAUGUGCCGAUAUUGGAGCGCGAAUGCACGCCGAUCAAUAAGAAGCGCUUCGUUGCGCUACGUCCGUAUGCGGACUGCUUCGUGCGCCGCGGCAUGCCCGUCUACAUAUCCAAUCUAGCGAUACACCACGAUCCACAGUAUUGGCCCGAGCCGUCGCGUUUCGAUCCUGAACGCUUCUCGUCCGAGAACCGCAAGCUGCAUAUGCCCAUGUCGUAUCUGCCCUUCGGCGCCGGUCCGCACAAUUGCAUCGGCAUGGCCAUCGCGCAGGUGCAGAUCAAGCUCGGCCUCAUACAUUUUCUGCGCACGCAUCGUGUGGAGAUUUGCGAAAAGACUGUCGACAACAUCGAAUUCGAUCGUAAGUUCCUGUUGUUGUCGAACCAAAGCGACAUCUAUCUGAGCGUUGAGCGUUGUUUGUGAUGCGGCAGGAAGCGCUCAAGCUGUCACAACUUUGUGCUUAUCAGUUUAAAACUCUUAUGGAUGAUAACCGAGCACACAUUCAAGUGCGCGCGUGUGCGCAUCUCCAGCAGCGCGCCCGCGAGUUAAUUUGUGUGUGUGUGUGCGUCUGUGUCUUCAAUGAACCAAAGUAAUUUCGCCCGCUAAAGCAAGAAUUUAUGCUAGCUUUUUAAGUCAAAUGACCAGUGUAAAGCUCACCGUUGUGUCGCUAUCAAUGAGCUUUCCUAUUUGUUAUUGUCGCUUUUACAACAAACACACCUACAUAUCUACAACGUUUUUACUCUUCCGCUAUAUUUGUUUAUUAUUAUUAUUAUUAUUAUGAUUAUUGCUGCUAUUAUUAUUAAUAAAUGUUUGUAUAAAUUUUUUAUUAGCGCUCAUGUGUAUUGUAUUUGUAAUUUUUAUUGUAUAUACAAAAACAAAAAGAAAAACAAAAGUGAAAAAAUAAAAAUAUUGUUAAUAUAGCAUUUUUUUAUGAAUGAGUAA
This is a messenger RNA of Zeugodacus cucurbitae (melon fly), 2593 nucleotides long. RefSeq names its product probable cytochrome P450 6v1 (gene Cyp6v1). The record is from RefSeq and is a predicted model, not a curated record. The coding region runs from base 524 to 2074 and encodes 516 amino acids. Gene Ontology annotation, molecular function: iron ion binding; heme binding; monooxygenase activity. NCBI's taxonomy places the organism in Eukaryota, Metazoa, Arthropoda, Insecta, Diptera, Tephritidae. The transcript has 3 exons. Gene Ontology annotation, biological process: insecticide catabolic process; response to DDT.